Molecule: messenger RNA, 584 nt
Organism: Balearica regulorum gibbericeps (East African grey crowned-crane)
Lineage: Eukaryota; Metazoa; Chordata; Aves; Gruiformes; Gruidae
Source: RefSeq, a predicted model, not a curated record
UGUUCAAGGGCUCCUCUCACCUGCCGCAGCAGCUGAAGUUCACGACCUCCGACUCCUGCGACCGCAUCAAGGACGAGUUCCAGCUCCUGCAGGCCCAGUACCACAGCUUGAAGUUGGAAUGUGACAAACUAGCCAGUGAGAAAUCGGAGAUGCAGCGUCACUACGUCAUGUAUUAUGAGAUGUCCUACGGGCUCAAUAUUGAAAUGCACAAACAGGCUGAAAUCGUCAAGAGGCUAAAUGGGAUUUGCGCACAGGUUCUGCCCUACCUUUCGCAAGAGCAUCAGCAGCAAGUCCUGGGAGCCAUUGAACGAGCCAAGCAGGUUACGGCACCAGAACUGAACUCCAUCAUCCGUCAGCAGCUUCAAGCUCACCAGCUGUCGCAGCUCCAAGCCCUCGCUCUGCCUCUGACUCCGCUCCCUGUGGGCCUCCAGCCCCCGUCCCUCCCCGCUGUCAGCGCCGGCACCGGGCUCCUCUCGCUCUCGGCCUUGGGCUCCCAGGCUCACCUCUCCAAGGAGGACAAGAACGGCCAUGACGGGGAUGCCCACCAAGAUGAUGACGGGGAGAAAUCAGAUUAGAGUGAAUGG